CACCCCCUUUUUUUUGUUGAUCUGGAGCUCAAUGGCUGAGAUGCUCUCCAGAGGGGAGCUGUCAAAGCUCUCGUCUGCUCUAGCAAAAAAAAAACCCCAAGGUUCAAAUGCUGACGGAAGGGAUUGAGACGCGGUACGGGGAGAUCUGUGACGUUCCUCUGUGCAAACUGCCCGUCUAUCUCCUGCAUCCCGUGAGCCAGCAGUUUUCUUCCAGGGACUUGGGUUUUGGGCUGAUGUUGCUGGGUCCUUGAAAGGUUUUGCUUCCAAAGGUAGAACUCUACCAGUUUCUCUGCUUUUGAGAAACACAGAAGUAGAGGAGACAGAAAUUAAUUGGAUUAUGAUGUUAAUUUUUUUUGUGGUCUCUUCUGUAGUGAUGAGUAGCUUUGUCUGACCGGCACUUUGGUGCUGCCAGAGGUGAAUUUUCAAGAGGCCAAAAAUACUAAUUUCACGAUUCUCUCAAAGCUUGCAUCAUCUUCCUUUAUUUGGGCAAGGUCAUUUGCUCAUUUGAGGUGAAAGAGUCAUACUUACCCUGUCUUCCAGAGAGAGAAAUGGAUUAAAAAUGGUAAAAUUAUGAUACGUUUUGAGGCAGACCAACCAAACCCAGGGCAGUUCUGGUGGGGGGAGAGAGGGUUUGGAUGCUGGGCUGUUUUGCAGCAUGGUCCCUCUCCUUGCUUGGGCUUCCCAAGGUCUCCAAAGCAAAUGCUGUGUGCAGCUAUCGCUGGGGACCCAGUACCAUGCCAAAACCACCCUCGGGUGGGCACUUGGUGAUGGAAACAACUAUGGGAAUGAUGAGGGGAGGGAGAGCGUUGCAGGAGGAGAUGCCGAGGUUGGCCAUGACCUUCACAAACAUCUCCAGAAUGCCCUACCAAAAUGUCACUGUUUUUUUUUUUUUCUGCCGCAGGAAGGUCUAUAAGGGAGAGAGGCCGAGCAGCCCAACACCUUUGAAACAUACGGUCCUGGUUUCCACGGGUUGGUUCUGUGUUGCUGUAGCCAGUUUGAACUGUAUUAAGUGCCUCAUCCCUGGCUCAAGCAUGCUUCAAGCCCGUGUCUCCUGGCAAUUUCUUUUAUAAAUGGCUAGGGGGGAAAAUAAAAUGGCAUUAAUAAAAGCUCUUGGCUCCUUGCAUGCGAUGGGGCGGUGAGAGGAGUCUGUGUUAACCUCUGGUGCCGCCUGUGCAAGGGUGCAGGACCGGGCUUUGCCCUGGGCAUGGUGUGUGCCCAGCAACUGUUUCCCAGGAUGUCCCCCUGCUCGUUCCCAUGAUAGAGGAGCACACCCCGGGCACAUUUCUCCCUGCAGCACGCCGGCGAUGAAGGAGAUGCUAUUCUGACUGUAAGGAUGGGAAACGUGGGCUCAGGGUGGUGUAAUCCCUGCUGCAGAGCAGGGAAGUGUGACCCAAAAGACACUGAAUGAGUUGUUCAUCUUCUGUUAACCACGAGUCCCCGAUAAGACGACGACAUCCCCCCUUCCUGCCGUGGCCUGAGCUGCUCUUGUGCUUUCCAUCGCUCACUGUCCCCUUUCUUCCCACAGAUACUGGCGGUGGGAGUCCGGGGGGUUCCCAGUGACCUGGUGGGAGCUGGUGCUGCGGAUGCCACCGCUAGAGUCGUGGAUGAAGCAAACACGGCCUGUGUUGCCACCUGUGAUUGCUGUCGACUUCAUCGUGUAUUCGAAGGUCUAACCCGAAUGUGGGUUUCAGAAAAGUCGGGUGAUGACGACACCAUGGGGUGGUUUCGGUGGAGCUGAGAACGAUCCUGUCCCCUAUAUGUUACCAGCAGGAGGAGUUGAAAUGUCACUUGCCACUGGAAUGCCACCCGCAGACCGAAUGGCACGAGCAAUUAGCAUCACCACCACCAAACGAGGUGAGGUCUUAAUAGGGAGCAGUAAGCAAGCUGGGCUUUCAAAUUCGGCUAAAGAUGAACUUUGCUGUGGCUCAGAGCGGCUCUGCCCUGGAGAAAUGUGAACCCUUCGCAUGGGUUGCUGGCUUUCUAAGAGUCCCCUCACGUCCCAGGCUUUGGAAUUGGGGCAGUAGGUUGCAUUUUAUGGUGCCAAGCAGAAACGAAAUCAAGGUGUUGGCUCCUUCUGGAAGACCUAAGCAGCUCCGGGCUCUCAGGUGUGCACGCUGGGGUUUGGAGGCUCAGUGACUGCGUUGGUGGAGAUAACCCCGGACCUGCUUGCUGGAACAAACAACUCGCUGGCUGAUCCAGCUGUGGGUGAGUCCAUCAGCUCCCUGCACAGCAGCCUUUGCCCCGCAGAGAAGGCAGCACAUGUGGCGGUUCCCAAGCCUGUCGGGCUGCGCCACGUUUGCUUACGCAUGGCUUUAUAAAGAGGAGGAGGUGCAGGAGCUUUCCCUGCUCCUUCCCACGGUUUGGUUCGGUCGCUCUCCUCUGCUUAGCCUUGGCCAUGGCUGGCCUGAAUGUCUCCCUUACUUUUUUUUUCCUGGUUGUUGGGGUGUGCCAGGCGCUCAGGCGGCUUUCCAAGAGGCUUCUGUCUCCUGGAGCAUACGGCUGCCUUGCCAGAGAACUUGCUGGCUCGUUACAGCUGUGCAUGAGCUGCCUUGAGCUGAGGAUGCUGACGGAGAUCGGCCCGUGGGGUGGUGGCUUUGGCCCAGAUGUCAUCCUGACUCUGCUCUUCCUUCUCUUCACGGUUCACGGUGCCACUCUCGACGGAGCAUCCGCCAACCCGACUGUCUCUAUCCAGGAGUUCCUGCUCCUUGGGUCCAACCUCGCAGCAACAGCCGCCAAGCUGCUGGCCCAGGGUGCGGGCAUGGGGACGGGCUGGGCUCUCACCAAGCUCUACUGGGCGUGGGAACUGACGCCUUUCCACCUCAUCCAGAACCUGAUAGCGUCGGAGUGCAGCUCCUCCAUCCACACGUCUCUGCACCAUGCUGCCUUUGUGGAAGGCACCUGCUCUUUCAUUUUUCACCUUGUCCUUCUCAAGCUGUGCCGGAGUUACCCGAUGUACCGGGUCCCUGCUCUGGCAGCAACCGUCACCUUCCUGACCUACACAGCUGGACCGUUCACAGGGGCCUUCUUCAACCCUGCCCUGGCCACAGCCUCUACUUUCCACUGCUCGGGGAGCACCUUUUGGGACUACGUCCAGGUUUAUUGGCUGGGGCCCCUUGCAGGGAUGCUUGCUGCCCUCUUGCUGUACCAAGGCAAUAUCCCACGACUCUUCCAGAAAAACCUCCUUUACAGCCAGAAGAGCAAAUACAAGAUACCCAAGGCAAGGGUGGCAGCGCGCGUGGAGGGUGACGAAAUGCAGUGGAAGAGGAAAGAGGAGAAGAGCAAUUCUGAGCCUCGGGCCUGAGCCUUGGACGGGGGCCGAGGAGGUCCCUGCAGCCCCUCUCCUGGGAGCAGGUUUCCCAGCGUGGAGGAUUUUGUUGCUCAUCCCACCCAGCACUCGUCCUGCCCGCUCGGUCCCUACCGCAGGGUGAGAUUUUUUUAAAGCACUGCAAAGGAAUCCACCGAGCUGGCCUCGCAGGAUGGCUGAAUCCCUGAGCUCCUUUAGGAAUAGCUUUGAAAGUCUCCCUGAAGAGCCUGAAAUGUUUCAAGCCUGCAUCGCUGGCUCAGUGGGGGGGAAAAAAAACCAACACUUUUGCAUAGAUCACUGGUUGUCUUAUAUUGCCAGGAAGCUUACAGAAAGUCAGGACCAUUAUGUGGGUAGGCUUGAGCAACUCCCAGGUUCUUGCGUUGUGCAACACUUGAAAUAAUCUGCCCGGGUUUCUUGCAGCCAUAAAAACAAAGCAUAAACCAGUAACUGCCUUGGAAAUUUGGGGUGAGGAGGAAGAAGGCUUCGAUCUUUCGAGUUACUAAAUGGAUAUUGGACAAAAAUUGGUGUUUUUUGAGUUAAACUGAGGUCCUUGGAUGGCACAGGCUGAACCCAGCAAUUCUUAGAGAGGAAUUAAAAAUGCUCCAGGGCAAGGGAGUUCAUUGGCCACAGAAGGCCCUACUCCUCUGCGGACGUGGUGCCUAGCCCGAGUUUCAUGUGCUGUGGGGCAGCAAGAAACACUGCACAAAGUAUCUGUGGUUAAAAAAACGAGACCCAGGCAGCCAGCAUGCAGCUGGUGUGGAUGAGCAAGCGCAUCUUAGGGCUCCUCUCCCUGUCUACAUGAAAUAUUCCUGACAAUAAAAUCAGGGUUUGUGGAAAUAAUAAUAAAAAUAAAUGUUGUGGUUGGCA
This is a messenger RNA of Tyto alba (common barn owl), 4171 nucleotides long. Its product is annotated as aquaporin-12. The record is from RefSeq and is a predicted model, not a curated record. The transcript is spliced from 3 exons. The coding region runs from base 2396 to 3301 and encodes 301 amino acids. Gene Ontology annotation, cellular component: membrane; cytoplasm. Gene Ontology annotation, molecular function: channel activity. Gene Ontology annotation, biological process: transmembrane transport. NCBI's taxonomy places the organism in Eukaryota, Metazoa, Chordata, Aves, Strigiformes, Tytonidae.